AUGGACAGAGCGCAAGGCCGACACCCAAGGGACCUCAAGGGAAUUUUGGGGAGCAUGUCGAGGAUUAAGGAGUUCCUCAAGUAUGUGGGGAGGACUGAGAGACUCAAGGCGUCGUUAGGCGACACAAUAGGCGAGCUCAGUCGAGGAGCAAGGACAUCAGAUGCACAGUCAAUGCCCAGUCGACGGGUUCGCCCUCAAAAAACUCCACCUUUUCUAUACCCGCAUCUCAGCUUGCGGACAUCAAGCACACUGAACCAUAUUUCGCUAGGAAAACACGCUACAUGGACACUUAAGCAAACAGCAACACGACUCAAAACAAUUUCAUUUCCUGAACGCGCUCGUCCCGUUAAGCUGUACCUAUUGCAUUGCGAUCGGGUACUUGGAAGAAGAAACGUGCUACGGACAGACUGCAUUGAUAAGCGGAGAGACGAGACUACCCCGCUUACCAUAGAGAUGGGUUCCCAAACGGCGUUUUCGUGCCGGGCUGUGUGGGGGAUUGGUCGCCACGGGCGUGCCUUCACCAGUGCAGGGGACAGUCACAGGGGUCAGGAAUAUGGCAUUAGGGGCCUUAGGUAG
Molecule: messenger RNA, 576 nt
Organism: Laccaria bicolor S238N-H82
Lineage: Eukaryota; Fungi; Basidiomycota; Agaricomycetes; Agaricales; Hydnangiaceae
Exons: 2
Coding region: 1-576 (191 amino acids)
Source: RefSeq, a predicted model, not a curated record